Molecule: messenger RNA, 1984 nt
Organism: Mytilus californianus (California mussel)
Lineage: Eukaryota; Metazoa; Mollusca; Bivalvia; Mytilida; Mytilidae
Product: pulmonary surfactant-associated protein D-like
Exons: 7
Coding region: 111-1853 (580 amino acids)
Source: RefSeq, a predicted model, not a curated record
GAAACAACCUAUAUUUCCAUUUUUAUAUCAAAGAAAUUUUACUGCUACCCUGUAAAACAUUCACAAAAAUAAUUUAAAAACUGACUUAAGACUUAACAUUGUAGUUGAAAAUGAGUGAACAAGUUCAACUGGUUAACAUUCUAAAGGAUGAAGACCGGAAUAAAUCAGAAAUUCAAAGCAGAGAAAGUAUUGAAACAAAUUCGUGGAAUGAUAAAGUUGCUAAAAUUCGUAAAGCAAGCAGAAAAAGAGAUAAAUUAAUUCUAGCUCUAACUGUGAUGUUGUUGAUAUGUUUUUCACUCUCAUUUACGAUCGUUGUCAUGUACUUGGAACAUGUAAAAGAAUAUUUGGAAAAGAGUUCGGAACUAGAAAAGCAGAUACAACAACUGGCAUUGAAUAAUUCCGGUUUGGAAAGACUUAUUUAUUUGUUUGAUCGAUUAUGUAGCAAUGACCAUUGGAAUCUCUCUAAAGGCGAAAAAGGCUCUAGAAGCAAAAAGGGUCCUGGUGGUCAUAAAGGCAUUGCUGGUGAUAGGGGAAGGCAAGGUGAACAGGUAAAUAACGGUGAAUACGGAUUAAAAGGUGAAAUUGGAGACAAAGGCUCUGCUGGAAGUAAAGACCAACUUGGAGAUAUAGGUCCAAUAGGGGCAAAUGGACAAAAUGGUACGAAAGGAUCAACAGAAGAGAAGGGUGCAAUAGGUUCAAAAGGUUCGGCUGGUGACAAAGGUACCAUCGGAGAUAAAGGUCAAAGUGGACGAAAAGGGGAAGUCGGAGAGAAAGGCGCAGUUGGUGUGAAAGGUCCGAAUGGAAACAAAGGUGUGGAUGGUGAAAAUGGCAUAACUGGUGUAGUUGGACCUACCGGAAGAAGAGGUUUGACUGGAGAAAAAGGACCAACUGGUGAUAAAGGACUGAAGGGAGAAAUUGGAGACAAAGGCUCAACUGGCAGUAAGGGACAACUCGGCGAUAUAGGCCCUAUUGGAGGAAAAGGACAAAAUGGUACGAAAGGAUCAAAUGGUGAAAAAGGCCUGAAUGGCGAUAAAGGACCAAGGGGUGAAAACGGUGCAAUAGGCGGAAAAGGUUCGGCUGGCGUCAAAGGUACCAUCGGAGAUGUAGGUUUAAGUGGACGAAAAGGAGAAGUUGGAGAGAAAGGCACAAUUGGUGUAAAAGGUCCAAAUGGAAACAAGGGAAUGGAUGGUGAAAAGGGCACAAAGGGGGAAAUAGGCCAGGCUGGUCAAGUUGGCCCUAUCGGAAGCAGAGGUUUGACUGGCAAAAAAGGAACAACUGGCGAUAAAGGAUCGAAGGGAGAAAAUGGACUUCCUGGCCUAAAUGGUGAACAUGGCGGAAAAGGUAUCAAAGGUGAAAAAGGAUUAAUGGGAAAUAAGGGUCCAGUUGGCAACACAGGACAAACAGGAACACGAGGACAAACUGGUGAAAAGGGACAACCUGGAGAACCAGGCAAGAUGAUAACCUGUGGUUCCGGAUGGGAACAGUUUAUGGGGAUCUGUUAUUACUUUCAAUUCAGGUUCAAAAAGACAUGGAAUGAUGCAAAAAAUGAUUGUCAUAGAAUGGGAGGAUUCCUUGUAAAAAUUGACAACACUAUUGAGAGUUGGUUCCUCAAAAAUUUUAGAACAGCCGAUAAGAACACAGGUCACAUAUGGAUUGGAGCACAUGAUUCUGUAAUAGAAUCUCGUUUUAUCUGGGAGUCCGAUAAUACAUAUCUAACCUAUACUGACUGGAACCCAGGCGAACCUAAUAAUGCUGGUCAAGAAGACUGUGUGCAUAUGAAUAAUAAUGCUGCGUAUAAGUGGAAUGACAUUCAAUGUUCACAAGUUUUUUCAUAUAUUUGUGAGAAACAUUAAAACAUUUGUGCUUUAAUUCUCACGUUUUUUAAUGUCUGUUAUGUAACAGUUGUCAAUAAUAAUAAUUGUUCCUUAUUGAUUUAAUUUUUUAUUCGAUUUUCCUAGUUAUUAAGACAAUCAAGCAAAAUCUU